Molecule: messenger RNA, 1137 nt
Organism: Mercenaria mercenaria
Lineage: Eukaryota; Metazoa; Mollusca; Bivalvia; Venerida; Veneridae
Exons: 2
Coding region: 216-1004 (262 amino acids)
Source: RefSeq, a predicted model, not a curated record
UGUCAGUACCCUCUUCCAAUAGUCAAAGGCCAGUCUUUCAUAAUGAUUAUCAAGACGAGGCAGAUUUUGUACCUGACUAUUACGAUGAUGUACAUGAUGAAAAUUUUGAUCCUAAUAAUGUUCCCUGAUUACGAGUGCAUAUUGACCGAGAUGAUAUCUCUGACUCAGAAUUUGAUUAUUCUAGUAACUUUGUACCAAGUGGUGGCAAUAAAGAUAUGAGUGGCAAACUUCUUCAAGCUAUGUUUGGGAAAGAAGCUGAGAAUAAAGAGAGUACAGAGGGUACAGAGUGGGCACAACCCAAAUUAAAAAGUGUAGUUAUAGGUGAAGCAAUCUCACCAUCUUUGGCUAAAUUAAUAAACACUACAUGUACUUCUGCCUGUUGCACUGAAGACAUUGUUCAAAAAUACCAAAUUUCUGAGAAUUGUUGUAAUUUGAGCCCACCAAUGGUAAAUCAGGAAGUCUGGAAGAUCUUAGAAAAGAAAGGGCGUAGUUAUGACCGAAUGCUCGUUGAUAUUCAAACAUUAGUUGCCUCUGGUAUGGUCCCAAUAAUUAAAUUGGCUGAAACCAUGGGAGAAAACUUAAAUCAAUCUGCAAAACAAUGUAUUUCUGAUGCCCUUACUUUGUUUGGGCAAGUUCAAUACCACUUGUCCCUUCGUAGGCGGUAUAUUAUACGUCCAAGCCUGAAAAAGAAAUAUAAAAACAUCUGUAAUCAGUCUACCCCCAUUACAAACCAAUUAUUUGGAGAUGAUAUUGUAAAAGAAAUCAAAAAUUGUGACACGGGUAUUUCUUUGGCCUCUCAGAGGUAUGAAAAUAGACAUUUCAGGGGAAGACAAUCUGUUGGUAACUACAGAAAUGCUUAUAGACGAGGGGGUAGAAUGCAUCCCUAUGGUCAGCAACAGUAUAAUCAGUACAGCCAGUAUGGUAAUGGUCGUGGGAGUGCAAAUUCAUACAGGGCCAGAAGACGCCCAUUUGCAACGGCUACUGCAUCUGCCCCAAACGAAUAAAGCAGGUUGCCGAGACACAGAGACUUGUUGUCGAUGGUACACGAUGGAAGACACCAUCCACUAGGGAAGUCCCUCACUCUGAUUGGAGUUCAGCUAUCCGGAGAUCCCUCAGUUCUGGAAAAGUUUCAACAGG